Molecule: messenger RNA, 2860 nt
Organism: Anolis carolinensis (green anole)
Lineage: Eukaryota; Metazoa; Chordata; Lepidosauria; Squamata; Anolidae
Product: apolipoprotein A-IV
Exons: 4
Coding region: 481-1590 (369 amino acids)
Biological process (GO): lipoprotein metabolic process; lipid transport
Cellular component (GO): extracellular region
Molecular function (GO): lipid binding
Source: RefSeq, a predicted model, not a curated record
CAUUCGUGGUCCAUCCUAGUUGUUAUCCUCCAUAAACUUAGUUGUUUUUGUGGCUGACACAAACGGAAUUGAAUGGGAUGAGAUACUCCUUGAGAAAACAUUGAUGUCUGUCCCGCAGAGACAAAGUUCGGGCAGUUUAAUAAACUUUUUGUGACAGAGGCAAUGAGGAAAGAGUGAGAUCUCCAGCCCAGGAACAGAAACGGUGUUGAGAUAAGGAGGAAGGAGGCAGACAACGACGGGCCUCCACGUCUCUCCUGCCAAAGUCCAAGCCACGAGGCCGCAAGACCGCGAUGGUGAUGAUGGAGGCAAGGGUGAUGUGUCACCGGUCGGGUCGGUCCGUCCGUCCGUCCGUCUGCAGAACUAUAAAUACGGAAAGGGUCGGACCUCCUCCAGAACAGAACUGAAGGAACAGAGCCCGGCUGGAGGAGGCCAAGGCAGGGCAGUUGUUUACCAAAGAUCUCCACCCAACCCAAAGCCACCAUGUUUCUGAAGGGAGCUGCCGUCUUCCUUGGCCUCUUGGCCAUCAUUCCAGGAGCCCAGGCCGAGGUCAGCGCUGACCAAGUGGCGGAUGUCGUCUGGAGCUACUUCUCGCAGCUGGGCAACAACGCCAAGGAGGCCGUGGCCGGACAGAUCCCCACGUCAACAGAGAUCAGCCAGAAGCUCAACUCCCUCUUCCAGGACAACCUGGACACGGUCAGCGCCUAUGCCCUGGAGCUGCAGAAGCAGGUGGUGCCCUUUGCCGAGCAGCUCCACGGCCGCAUGGCGGAAGACUCCCAGAAGCUGAAGGAGCAACUACGAGAGGAGCUGGACCAGUUGCGCGCCCGCAUCACGCCUCGCGCCGAAGAGGUCCGGCAGCAGAUGACCGGCGCCAUCCAGAACCUGCAGGCCCAGCUCGGCCCGUACGCCGAGGAGCUGCGCAGCCAGGUGAACCGCAACGCGGCCGAGCUGCGCCAAGGGCUGGAGCCGCUGGCGGAGGAGAUGCGUGCCAAGCUGCAGGAGAACGUGGCCGACCUCCACGGGGCCCUCUCCCCUUACGCCGACCGGCUGCAGCAGCGCAUCGAGGCGCAGGUGGGGACCCUGAAGGCCGCGCUGGACCCCUACGCCAACAAGCUCAAGGCCGAGGCCGACCGGACCCUGGAGGAGCUGCGCGCCGGCCUGGCGCCCUUCGCCCAAGACGCCCAGGGGCAGCUCAACCGCCAGCUGGAGGGCCUCUCCUUCCAGAUGCAGAAGGGCAUUGAGGAGCUGCGGGCCAAGCUCUCCGAAGGGACCCUCGACCUGGAGGCCAAGCUGAGCCCCUUGGCCCACGAGCUGCGGGAGAAGCUGCAGCGCGCCUCUGAGCUGCGGGAGAGCCUGGCGCCCUACCUGGACGGGCUGGGCGGGCAGAUCGAGGGCCGGAUCGAGGAGUUCCGCCAGGCGGUGGGGCCCCACGGAGAGAGCAUCAACCGGCUCCUGGUGCAGAAGGUGGAGGAGAUGAGGAGCAGCCUGGAGCCCUACGCCGACCAGGCCGGGGACCACCUGGGCUUCCUGGAGAAGAACCUGAGGGACAAGCUGGCCUCCUUCUUCGAGGCCCUCAAGCAGAAGGAGAACUGAGGGACAGUCCGCAGUGGUCUUGUGCCUUCGUGACUCUGGGGUCUUUGGGCUUCAGAGCUUGAGGUCCUCCAAACUCCCACAAUGGCCUUCGUCUAGGACUCCAGUCCUCUUGCACUUCAGAGCUUGAGGUCCUCCAAACUCCUACAAAAUCCCACAGUGGCCUUUCUUUCUUCUGUGACUCCAACACUCUUGGGCUUCAGAGCUUGAGGUCCUCCAAACUCCUACAAAAUCCCACAGUGGCCUUUCUUUCUUCUAUGACUCCAACACUCUUGGGCAGUGGUUCUCAACUUGGGGUCCUCAGAUGUUUUUGGCCUACAACUCCCAGAAAUCCCAGCCAGUUUACCAGUUGUUAGGAUUUCUGGGAGUUGAAGGCCAGAAACAUCUGGGGACCCCAGGUUGAGAACCACUGCUCUUGGUAUUCUAAGGUUGAGGUCCUCCAAACUCCCAUGGAAUUCCCACAAUGGCCUUCUAUGACUCCAACCCUCUUGAGAUUCCAAGGUUGAGGUCCUACAAACUCCCAUGGAAUUCCCACAAUGGCCUUCUAUGACUCCAACCCUCUUGAGAUUCCAAGGUUGAGGUCCUACAAACUCCCACAGAAUCCCACAAUGGCUUUUCUUUCUUUUUUUCUAUGACUCCAACCCUCUUGGGUUUCAGAGCUUGAGGUCCUCCAAAAUUCCCAUAAAAUCCCACAAUGGUUCUCUGACAGAAGCUUUUCCAACAACACAGGGAGUAAAACAGGGGUGCUUACUGGCCCCUACUCUUUUAACAUCUAUAUGGAUGUUUUAGUGCUUUGUUUAGCUAAAACUGACUCUCCUUCACCAGUAGUCAGGAAGAGAAAGAUUUUCACCCCGACGUAUGCAGACGAUCUAGCGCUCAUCUCGCUCUCUCGGUUGGAUCUUUAAAAUCUUCUGGAAGCUUUCAGGACCUUCUGCCAAGAGGAAUAUCUGUCAAUAAAUUACUCCAAGACCAAGGUUAUGGGUUUUGGCAGGCACUUCCCCAGGGAUACGUGGUCUUUAGACCAACAUGCCAUAGAGCAAACAAUGGCCUUUUGCCUGUGACUCUCUCACUCCAGUGGCAUUUUGGAGGACCUUACGCUCGGAAGCCCAAAGAGAGAGGAAACUUUCAAAACUGCCGAUUAUUUGGCAUCUCUGUUACUCUGUUACUUGUUCGCUGCUGCUAGCAACCUCCGCACACUUGAUAUGUCUGUGCAAACACAUCUGGCUGGCAAAGGUUACACAUUGUGCCGUAAUAAACGAGCAACUCAGCAAUG